Molecule: messenger RNA, 2215 nt
Organism: Enhydra lutris kenyoni (northern sea otter)
Lineage: Eukaryota; Metazoa; Chordata; Mammalia; Carnivora; Mustelidae
Product: zinc finger CCHC-type containing 12
Exons: 4
Coding region: 470-1681 (403 amino acids)
Cellular component (GO): nucleus
Source: RefSeq, a predicted model, not a curated record
UGUCUGGACUCGACUACCCCUCGCUGGGAGGAGGUGCAGCCGCUCGGCGGGCAGCUCCCGGUCGCUGGGCGGCCGAGGCCGAGCCCGUCCCUCCUCUUCCUGCGGGGCUGCGGAGACGGGAAGGCGGUUGGCAAGGCCGGAGCACAGGCCAUCAAAGCCGAAUCCGAACUUGAAUUCUGCGCGGCGGAUUGCAGAGCUGUCUGGACGCUCCGAGGUCCCGGAUCGGCGACGCCCGGUGGACGGAGAUCGCCCGGAGCCCGGAGACGAGCGCUCCCACGGAGGCCACCAGUUGCAGAAGCUGGGAGUGAAAUAAAGGCGCGCGCGCCUGUUCCUGCGCUCCGCCCCUGCUGAGACAGGAGGAAGGCAGACCCCCCCCCCCACCUGCGCACCUGCAGAUCAGGCUUUUCCACAAAGCCUGAGCAUCUCGUUAUACUCGGUCCCGCGGCCCUCCCCAACAUCGUCGUCAGUCAUGGCCAGCAUCAUUGCGCGCAUGGCUAACAGCCGCCGGCAGAACGCGCCGUUGCCGCCCUGGGCCCAUUCUAUGCUGAGGUCCCUGGGGAGAAGUCUUGGUCCUUUAAUGGCCACCGUGGCCGAGAGAAACCUGAAGGUGUUCUCUGGGAGGGUAGGGCCUGGGGAGGGGGAAGAGAGCUUUGAAAACUGGCUGAUCCAAGUUAAUGGGGCCCUGCCCGAUUGGAACAUGCCUGAGGAGGAAAAGCUCCAGCGCUUGCUGAGAACCCUGCGAGGCCCCGCCCGGGAGGUUAUGCUUUUGCUCCAGGCGGCCAACCCCAAUCUAAGCGUGGCAGAUUUCUUGCGCGCGAUGAAAUUGGUGUUUGGAGAAUCUGAGAGCAGUGUGUCCGCUCACGGUAGAUUUUUUAACACCCUGCAAGCACAGGGGGAGAAAGCCUCCCUUUACGUGAUCCGUUUAGAGGUUCAGCUCCAGAAGGCUAUUCAGGCAGGGAUCAUAGCUCAGAAAGACGCCAACCAGACUCGCCUGCAGCAGCUCCUUUUAGGGGCUGAGCUGAACGGGGACCUGCGCUAUAGGCUGAAACACCUUCUUAGGGUGUAUGCAAAUGAGCAGGAGCGGCUCCCCAGUUUCCUGGAGUUAAUCAAGAUGGUCAGGGAGGAAGAGGAUUGGGAUGACACUUUCAUUAGGCAGAAACGGCCCAGAAGGUCUGAGCCCAUGGUGGAGAGGGCCACCAGCCCCAUGGCCUUUCAGGGCUCCCCUCCCAUAGUGGUGGACAGCGACGACUGUAACGUGAUAGAGAUAGAUGAUGACACCCUCGAUGACUCCGAUGAGGAUGUCAUCCUGGUAGAGUCUCAGGACCCUCUGCCGUCCUGCUCGACUUCUCCUCUCCCCAGACGCGGGGCCGGACCGCAAGAGCAAGUGCUAGUCAUUGAUUCCCCCAGCAGUUCCCAAGCUCAAUCUCCCGCCACCAGUGGGGGUUCUGGGAAUAAGAAUGGUGGUUCUGGGAAUCUGCGUCCAGCCAGGAAGCGAAAACACGCGCUGCGCUGCUCCUCUUGUGGCUUGGAGGGCCACUCCAAGGAAACCUGCGACAAUGAGGGCAGCAGGGCCCAGGUGUUUGAGAAUCUCAUCAUCACCCUGCACGAGCUGACCCAUACAGAGGAGGAGGGGCUGAGAGGGGCCCUGGCUGAGCCAGAUGACCCUUCUGAGGAGCAGUGAGGCAGUAGCCCCCAGCCUUAAGUGAACCCUAACCCAUGCACAGAGUCCAACAAUGCGAUACCGGGGAGGGGCGCUUCCAACUGCAUGAAUCCACAAAGCAGCUUUCUUGGCAGAGCGGAGCUGAGUAGGAAGGGGCUUGGAUACCAGCUCAGUGAAGGGAGCCAGCCAAACCCCUGCGCUUGCUUCCCCACUCCCCACUCUGCUGCCUAAGGGUCUGCUUCCUUUGUGUGCCCAUUUCCUUGAUGGCUUUAUUCUCUGUGAAAGUGAAAUCGUUCAUCGUGAAGUCUCCAAACAAUAAAGAAAAGUACAGAACAGUGAAGUGCCGGUGACCCCAAGCCCUCCACCCCGAUCUAACCAUUGUCAACCCUUUGGUGAAAGCCCCUCCUAGGCAUUUCCCUCCGCCUGCCUACCCAGAUAGAUCUAUGUAUAGAUAAAGUGCUCAAAUACAAGUCCUGUUCUAUAGUCUGUAUUUUUUCACCAAACAGUUUAUGUCGUGGGCUUCUUUCUAUGUCAAUAAAUAUAUAUCAGCAUCUA